Podarcis lilfordi (Lilford's wall lizard) is the source of this 4976-nucleotide messenger RNA. NCBI's taxonomy places the organism in Eukaryota, Metazoa, Chordata, Lepidosauria, Squamata, Lacertidae. The record is from the annotation of a GenBank genome assembly.
AUGAGAACGCACAAAGAACCAACACACACUGGGCAAGCCGAGCCCAAUAGAUGAAAUUAGGUAGAAAGGAACAAUGUACAUGUGGCUCAGGGGAAGGAAGGAAGGAAGGAAGGAAGGAAGGAAGGAAGGAAGGAAGGAAGGAAGGAAGGUGGAAACCGUACAGAGUAAAAAACAACAAACAAACAAACCCACAAGCAACUCAGGGCAAGGGAGGAAGCUGCUCAGAGCAGGGGAGGAAGGUGGGCUGGAAAACCUAAGGAACACAGCCCAACUCCAGUCAAGAAGGAGCAAAACACCACAGUUUAAGGGCAAAGAUAAGAGGCAGGGAACAAGCACUCGGAGCAGAGGGGGAAGCUGGACUGAAGAAACCUAAGGAACGCAGCUCACACUCCUGUCAGGAAGGAGCACAGCACACAAACAGUUUAGGGCAAUGAGAGAGCUGACAGGAGGGAACAAGGUUUAGGGAAAUGGCAGAGGAAAGGGAAAUCAGAUUUGAAGGGGUCUCCAGGAGCGCUCCAAAGCCCUGCCUGCACAAGCCCAUCCGUGAAACUCCCCUCGCAGCGGCUGCAAACAUAGAAAUGGGGGGAUGUAAAGGUGCAGUCAAGUGCAGCAUUCCAACAGAGGACUAACGGCCUCCAUGUUCUAACUGGUUGCUGUGACAACCAGUUUGUCAGUUGCUGGUAGUUUUGAAAGAUAACUGCUCAGUUGCAGUCACCUCAGGACCAACUUCCCUCUGGUAUAGUUAAUUUGCUUGUUAUGUAACCUAAGCCUGCCUUCAGGUACAGUUCUGUAAACCUGAAUGAAUCUGAGAGUAAAAGAGCUGUAUAUUAACAUGAAUCAGAUUUGUGUGUAUAUUCUUUAAGAGGGAUUCAAAGGGAUUUUUAACCAGGAAGGCAUCUUUAUUACUAGAACUCAGGUGAGUAAGCAACAAGCUGAUCGCUGCAUAAACUUAUAAAGGGAAUUGUUUAACUCUGCUAAAGUAAACCUUCCCACAGAAACCUGCUUUGCUCCAAGUGCCAGAACCCAGAGGGGUUAAGUUGAAAUAAAAUCCUGUGCUGGUGAGCAGCGCGCUGAGGAAAACCAAGCAAUCCCUGGCAUGAAAGUCCCUGUCGCAGCGUUGCAGCCAAGGCAUUUAGGGACUUCAAAAUUAACGAAACUAGAACAAAGCAAAGGACCCACAAACAGCAUGUGGUAAGUAAGCGAGAUCUGUGCGUGCAGGAACCAAACAGGCAGAGCCGGGGCCGGGGCCACUUAAAUGUGGCAAACCAUGCCCCCAGCUAGCCAGAUUGGCCAGCUGAGGGCGUGGCAUGGGCCUGGGACUCCCUGUGACGCAGGGGGCCCAACCACGCCCCCCUGUGAAGCACGGGGAGCAAAUCCCGCUCACAACUCCUCCCCUUGUGAAAGAGAAGAAGUUAAAUCAAAUAAUUGAGAAUGGGUAUAAGAGACUAUCUCUAACCCUUUAAUACCAGUAGCUUAUGAAAAGGAUUGAAAAAAAGAACAAAACACUUUGUUUUUAAAAAACCAAACAAACCCACUGCUUAACCCACUGCUUUCUAGAGUCCUUCUGCAUACCUCCAGAGAACCAGCUAUUCAUAUUUUCAAGGCAGAACUAUACAUGUUUGAUAUAGGGGUGUUCUCAGCAGCUCUGCGGCUUUAGAUGGUGCCAACACUAUGGCCCAUCUUCAGGUGCUUGUAGCAAUAGUCUAGAAAGCCCAGAGCAGCCUAACCUUGGUAAUGUUUUAUUGAAAUACACUAUGUACUUCAAGGACUCACAGAGACUGUCCCCACCAAACUCUGGAGUUCCUUUUCUUUUAAGGCUUGCCAAAGUCCAUGCCUGUACUUCUUCAAAGAAUGGCAUGAAACUGCCUUUGGGGGUCUGGGAUAGGGAAGUAGAGAAAAGAAAAAACCCUGCUACCCACUCAAGGCAUUGGGACUGGGAACGACAUAAGCUCCAAACGAAACAAUUAAAAUUGAUACCAUUCAUGAGAUGGCUGUAGACAUUCAUCUGCUUACUUAGCUGCAGUCAUUUCAACUAAAUGAAAGACAGAACAAAUUAAUUUUACACAGCACAUACUGUUGUGUUUGUUUUCACUUAGGUAUUUGGUUAAAUUGAAACAAUUAAUUUUUGUUGCUGCAGUUUUGCUCAUGAUAUAAUGGUUCAGUUGUUCAUUGGUCCUGUUUAUAUGAUUUUGUAAUUUUUGUACAUCCAUUGUUUCCCCCCUGUUUGUUUUUAUUACUUUAUGCCCUGGUCUGGGAUUGAGAACAUUAAAUGGGGUGGGUGGGCUAUAAAUACUGCAAAUAAAUAUAAUAAAUAAGUGACAGAGCCAAUAGAGCCAAGAUGCAGCACAUGCUACCUGGGACAGCAAGCCCACUUGCAGGUAGUGCCUGGAAAUUCUUGAAAGCAUAGAGGAUGAGUCGUACUGGACUCAAAGGCCUAGCUAGUCUGGCAUUCUGUUCCUACAGGGCACAACUUGAUGCUUCUGGGAAGCACACAAGCAGGAGGUGAGGGGAGAUCAUCUCCUUCCCAAUCGUGUUCUCCAGCGACUGGGAUUCUGAGGCUGUUGCCUCUGAUGCUGGAGGUAAUAUAGAGUCACCAUGACUAGUAGCAACCGAUUAGCCUUAUCUUUUGCCUAGUCCCAUGCCAAAACUAAAUUGGGGACCAUCAGUGUAUCUUGUGGACGCAAAUUCCAUAGUUUAGAUUGCUAAACUGUGUGAAGGACUUACAUGGAGGUAACUUUUUAAAUAUUAUUAUGCUGAUUGGCAAUAGCUCAUUGUGCACUUUACCUUGAGAGAUUAGCAAGAUACUGGCUUGACUCUGUGCUUGUUGGCAACGGUGCUGCCUUUAUAGCUCAACUGUGUAGGUUCAGAGCAGGUAGCUACUACAAUCUGGGUGUGUUGUCAUUUUGUGUUAAAGAACUAUUUAUUCCAUUCCUGACUAAUGUAAUUGCCUGCAAUAGAUCAUAGAGAUAUAAGGAAACAUUGCACUGAACAUUUUGUGCCUAUCUCAGAAGGUUGAAAUUCAUUCUCAUUAUGCUCAAGGAUUAGCACUGGGGGGAGUCCAAAGUGCAUAUGAAUGAAUUAAGAUUGUCCUUAAGCUAUAGAUAGGGACUCUAAUAUUGCUUUUACAUUUCACCUUUGCAAAGUCAAGCUUUUUAGGACAUUGUGCAAAAGCCUGUGCGAAUCUUACUCAAAUGCAUCUCAACAUCCAUGAGGAAUGGACACUACAGUAAUACUGCUAAGCAUACCUGUAGUAGCAAUUUAGAACAUCCUUCCACAAUCUGUCACCCUCCAGCUAUUUUGAGCCACAACUCCCAUCAGUCCCAGAGAGCAUGGUUGAUGGUCAGGGAUUUGGGGGCGUUGUAGUCCAUCUGGCGGACGCCAUGUUUGGGAAGAAUGGUUUAGAGCAGUAGUCUUCAGUCUUUUCAGACCCAGGCCCUGCUUUUAACCCAAACAUGCAUUUCUUAAUCUUUUACUGUAUAUUUUCAUAGUGGGUCCUGGCCCACCAGCUGAAGACCAGUAACUGGAAGCAUUAUUCACACAUCAAUCCCAUCAUCCUUGCAACAACCACAUAAGCAGAUGAGUUUUGUUAUCUAGGGUGGCUUGAUUUGAAUAAAGGCAAUUUAAACAAAUCAGUUUAUAUCACUGAGGGGAGAAAAGACCAAUCUCACUCACUUAUUCAAAUCAAAUUUCCCAUUGUGAAAUUAAUAUGCCGAACAUGUGUACAUACUUACUGGUUGCUAUAACAGUUGAAACAUUUGUUUCAAGCUGCUUUGAACUCUUGCACAAUCUUGGACUAUUACCAAACCCUUUGCUCAUGUAGCCUAUGUGAUUUUUGCACCGCACAAUUGUUUUUGUAACAGUAUGACAGAGGCAUCGUUUCUGGUGAUGUGCACCCUAAUCUCUCUUGUUCUGCUGUGGUCAAUCGAGGUGUGCUGGUUUCUGAAGCACUACAGAAACCUAUUUGGCCUGAGAGUGAUGGGGAACCCCUGGUCCUCAAUAUGUUGUUGGGCUUCCCUAGCUCUAAGAACUAGGCAGCCACCAACCUAUUUUAUUUAACUUUAAUUCUGGACACACAGAUAAAGAAGACGAAUUAAAACACAGAAGUUCUGAACGUCUCUUCAGAAAAGUGUGUGAAUGUCAACAUUGGAGACAUUUUAAAAAUCUAGGGCUGGGUUGAGAAACUUUGACAGCCCUCCGCAUACUGUUGGACUCAACUCCCAUCAGCUGCAGCUAGCAUGGCCAAUAAUCAGGGGUGAUAGUGAAGGAGGGAUCGAACAAGAUAUAUUCUAAACCCCAAGUGCAGAAAAGUAAUUAACUAAGUUUGUUUGUUUGUCUGCAAAUGUGCUCAAGGCUGGAAACAAAAGGAGAUUUUCUUUCCUUCUUUCUGACCGCAUUCAGCCUGUUUGCAAGUUCAAGAGAAGUUCAGUCCAUCCAGACAAACAGGACAGGAGAGCAGUUUGGCAGCCAGCCAAUUGUUUGAAGUAGAUAGGAGCUGUCGGUUUCCUUUUUAAAUUCUUUCCUUUUUGCUAAAGUAAGCAAUGUAUUGCUUUAAAAACCUUUAAAAUUAAGGUUUAAAAACCUUUAAAAUUAAGAAGAUUGUUUACAAAAUAACCCACAAUGAUCUCUUCCCCAAGUUCAGUGGGUUUUGCUUUUGCUUUUUAAUCAUGCAGGAAGACCUUGAUGUCUUAUAAAAUCACGGCAACCUUGUUGGUGCCUUGGUCCAUGAGUGCCACACUGUCAAAUACUUCGGUGCUUGUUCAAACUGCAAGACACAGGGUUGGGGGUGGGGACAUCAAAAUGGAACCAAAAACUCUACCUUUUUUUGCCAAUAAAUUAAUUGGGCUUUUAAUGAUUAUUGGAAGCAUUCUAGUUUAAUCAUUACCUUUGUUUAUAACCUCUGUACUUAAGUGACUGCUGUUUCCCAGCAUUCUGCUUUAGAGUCGGGGGCAUUGUCUGCUGAAGGAGGAGAUAAGUGA